Phaeodactylum tricornutum CCAP 1055/1 is the source of this 1486-nucleotide messenger RNA. RefSeq lists its product with no specific name. Lineage: Eukaryota; Bacillariophyta; Bacillariophyceae; Surirellales; Neidiaceae. Gene Ontology annotation, biological process: protein phosphorylation. The transcript has 2 exons. The coding region runs from base 249 to 1274 and encodes 341 amino acids. Gene Ontology annotation, molecular function: ATP binding; protein serine/threonine kinase activity. The record is from RefSeq and is a predicted model, not a curated record. Gene Ontology annotation, cellular component: cytosol; nucleus; protein kinase CK2 complex.
CCCACUCACAGUCAACUCGAGCGCCUUCCUUCCAACACACGAGUCGGGUAUUCUUUUGUGUUGUGUGAGCAGUGCACGGGUUUCUGUCUCGUUGGCUCCAGACGUACACGUCUCUUCGCCAAGUACGACGACGUUUCACAAUCAGUCGCCGACGAGUCAUCCAAGUCUUGUUGCGUCCGCAACCUGCACGCCGCAUCAAAUCCGCUGUUGCUGCCAAUACUAACUUAGCCCGUGUCGAUACUUGCGUCAUGAGUCGUGCCCGAGUUUACGCCGAUGUGAACGUUCACCGGCCCCGGGAUUAUUGGGAUUACGAAGCACUCACGGUAAAUUGGGGCGAUCAGGAGGAAUACGAAGUCAUUCGCAAAAUUGGCCGCGGCAAGUACUCGGAAGUCUUCGAGGGCAUGAACGUCGUCAACAACACUAAAUGCGUCGUCAAGAUACUCAAGCCCGUCAAGAAAAAGAAGAUCAAGCGGGAGAUCAAGAUCCUCCAGAACAUGUGCGGAGGCACCAACAUCAUUCAGCUCCUCGAUGUUGUGCGGGAUCCGCAAUCCAAGACACCGUCGCUCAUUUUCGAACACGUCAACAAUACCGAUUUUAAAAUAUUGUACCCCACCCUCUCGGACUACGAUAUUCGCUUUUAUAUCUACGAACUCUUGAAAGCGCUGGACUACUGUCAUUCCAACGGCGUUAUGCAUCGGGAUGUGAAACCGCACAACGUCAUGAUUGACCACGAGCGUCGGCAGUUGCGGCUGAUUGAUUGGGGAUUGGCUGAGUUCUACCAUCCCGGACGCGAGUACAACGUCCGGGUAGCCUCCCGGUAUUUCAAAGGGCCGGAACUUCUCGUCGACUUGCAAGAAUACGAUUAUUCUCUCGAUAUGUGGAGCUUGGGAUGCAUGUUUGCUGGAAUGAUCUUUCGCAAGGAACCCUUCUUUCACGGACACGACAAUUACGAUCAGUUAGUCAAAAUUGGCAAGGUUCUUGGUACAGAAGAACUCUUUCAUUACCUUGAUACUUACGAUCUCGAGUUAGAUCCCCAUUUUGACGGAAUUCUCGGACGUCAUUCCAAAAAACCUUGGCAGAAGUUUGUCACACCAGAAAACCAACACUUGGUCAGCGACGAAGCCAUUGAUUUUGUCUCGAAAUUGCUGCGGUACGAUCAUCAGGAACGGUUGUCGGCCCAAGAAGCUAUGACGCACGCUUACUUUGCGCCCGUUCGUGAAGCUGCUGUACGUGAAAACGCACGGGGAGCGGGUACCGCGGGAUUUCAAGUCUAGGGGUAUCCCACGACGAUGAGAAACAAAGUAACAGACACACACACAUCUCCCUCUUUUGAUCCAACAAUGUCUAAUCGAAUUGACAUUCCUAUAUCCCGAGUACGUAGCUUUUUGCUAGAUUAUUGUAUGUGCCCGUAGAUGGUUUUGGAUGGGUACGUGCGCAUUGUUCUCAUUGCGAGCAUUGUAAUUAAUUUAAUGGAACUGCAUUUCAG